This is a messenger RNA of Neohortaea acidophila, 1262 nucleotides long. RefSeq lists its product as uncharacterized. The transcript has 2 exons. Gene Ontology annotation, molecular function: acyltransferase activity, transferring groups other than amino-acyl groups. The coding region runs from base 285 to 1109 and encodes 274 amino acids. Lineage: Eukaryota; Fungi; Ascomycota; Dothideomycetes; Mycosphaerellales; Teratosphaeriaceae. The record is from RefSeq and is a predicted model, not a curated record.
CGUCUCACAUCUCUCCUCUCGCUUUCCUGCUCUCUAACUUCUAUCUACCAUCACUCUCAGACGAUUAUCUCUUCAACAAAACACUCUCACAACCCAUCCAGAAACAUCUACUCUCCCCCAACCAUCACCUUAUCCACACCUCCUUCCGCUUUGGGAAGCCCGCCCGUCCACCACCCGUCGAUGUCGGUUUCCGUGCAACUCUCCCCCACCAAAUCAGGCCGCACCUUCAUCCCGCUGAGUACAAGGAGAAAUAAAAGUAAAAGUAGUAGUAAUAAUCAUCAAUCAUGGCUACUACAACCAUCGCCGUCCAGCAGCAGCAAGGACAACACCCGGAGAAGCCAGCCCUAAGCCUCGCCAACGCAGCAAGCAAAACCAAUCUCCUCUCCGUCCACCACACGGGUAAAAAUGUCUCUACGUACUCAGCGGGAAAAGGUAGCAAACCUGAUGGUGUGCGUGUCCUCGCGCUUCAUGAGUGGAAGCAGGCCGCUCUCAGCCUUGCUGAGGCCUUUCAGCAUGAUGAGGUGGCGAUGUACCUCGUCAACACGCCUGAUCGGGCGCACUGGACGCCGGAGCAGAAGUGGGCGCUGCAUUUGCGAAUAAUGGAGUUUGUCACUUAUGCGCAUCUGCUCAAGGGAUUGGUAGUCGCCGUCGGGCCGAAUUACGACUGUGUGCAGCUUUGGAUGCCCCCAGGCAAAAACAUGGACGACUACCUCACCCUCUUCCGCUCGGGCAUGUGGCGCCUCAACUACCUCCUCUCCGCCGAAGGCAAGCAGCGCUUCUUCACCGAGUUCCUGCCCCUCCUGCACACCACCAAGCACGCCGUCAUGGGCGCGCGCGACGACGACUCCUGGUACCUCGUGUACCUUGGCACGCGGCCCUCGGGUCGCGGCAAAGGGUAUGCGCGCAAGGGCUUGGAGUUUGUGCUGAGCCGCGCGGAUGAGGAGGGCCGCGCGGCGUAUUUGGAGAGUAGUAAUGUGGUUAAUCGGGAGUUUUAUGGGCGGUUGGGGUUUGUGAUGAGGGAAAGUAUUCAAUUGACUCGCGGGGAGGUGCCGGUGACGAUGGAGAUUAUGGUGAGGGAGCCGGUGAAGGGGGAGGUGAAGAGGGGUUGAAUUGGAUGGUAAGCUGCGGAGGAGAUGAUUGUUUAUUUUGUUUGAUUCUUUCUUUACUGAUCUUGCUGAAUACGUACCCCUGCUCCGUCCUCAACGACGAGAGCAAUCGAAGCGAAUGUCUUUCUCUCGUUGCAAUGUGCUUGAAACUCACUC